AUGGUGAAGUACGGCCUUGACUACACGCGGUGCAGAUGGAUCCUACCCCUGCUCCUAGGCAUAGGUGUCAUCUUUGGUAUCAUUGCACUAGCGGGCAGGGGCUGGCUGGAGUCGCAGACCUUGCCCUAUGUGCACCAAGCCUCAUUAUGGGAAAGCUGCAGGAGGCCUGAGCAGGGGGGGAAUUGGAACUGCGAGUCCCUCAUGGGUUACGCCUGGGGAAGAGCUGCAGCUGCCACAUACCUGGUUGGUUUUCUACUUCUAGUCAUCUGUUUUGCUCUGGCCAUCAUAGCCUUUGCCAUUGACACACUUCGGUUCAACUUCAUACGUGGGAUUGGAGGCUUGCUUUUUGUUGCUGCUGUGUUCUCCAUCAUGGGCCUGGUCAUUUAUCCAGUAAAAUUCUCAACUGAAAUUGAAAUGACAGGAGUCAAUAUGUUCAGCUGGGCCUAUGGCUUUGGCUGGACUACUGCCAUUAUGGAAAUAUGCCUGGGAUUCUUCUUCUGCUGCCUUCCUAAUUACGAAGAUCAGAUCUUGGGUAAUGUGAAGCCCACAUACUUUUAUUCUUCCCCAUAA
This is a messenger RNA of Indicator indicator, 570 nucleotides long. RefSeq names its product p53 apoptosis effector related to PMP-22-like. The transcript has 3 exons. Bases 1 to 570 code for a protein of 189 amino acids. NCBI's taxonomy places the organism in Eukaryota, Metazoa, Chordata, Aves, Piciformes, Indicatoridae. Gene Ontology annotation, cellular component: cell-cell junction; membrane. The record is from RefSeq and is a predicted model, not a curated record. Gene Ontology annotation, biological process: cell-cell adhesion.